AUGGCGCGAAAAGACUUUCAUCACCCGUUCCAACCAUACGACAUCCAGCAACAAUUCAUGGAGGCCAUGUACGACUGCAUCGAAGAAGGCAAAGUCGGUAUAUUCGAGUCUCCCACCGGCACUGGCAAGUCCCUGAGCUUGAUCUGUGGAGCUUUGACUUGGCUACGCGAGCAGAAAAGAAAGACAUUCGAUGAAGCCAUGGCGUCGGUCGAAGUGGAUGAUGAUGAGCCAGCUUGGAUGGCGGAGCAUACACGAGAGACACGGAGUCGCGAGAUACGCCAGAUGAGAGUCGAUUUCGAAGCACGGCUGUCCGCUGUGCGAGAACGUGAGAGGAAGUUGAAAGAGCGCUUGGCCAAUGUUGCACCUCCUUCGAAGCGGCAGAAGCAAUCGCAUCAACCAGAGGAGCAUGUGGACGACAAAGAUCAGUUUGUUCUUGACGAUUACGACAGCGAUAGCGAAAUAAAUACCGAUCAGGCCACAAGCUACUCAUCACAGACAACCAAGUUGAUGGAGAAGUUGGGCAUGAUGCCGAAUGCCGCUGAGCAGAAAGGUGCUGAAGUCGUCGAAGAGCUCAAGAUUUACUUCUGCUCAAGAACGCACUCGCAGCUAUCGCAAUUCACUGGAGAACUCAAACGACUCCAUCUACCACCUGGUCUGCCACCAGAUCAGGACGCCGACGAAUGCGGUGAAGAGCCAACUGAAGAGAUCAAGCACCUCACCUUGGGCUCUCGCAAGAAUCUGUGCAUCAACCCAAAAGUCGCGAGGCUUCCCAGUCAAGUAGCUGUCAACGAACGCUGCAUAGAGCUACAGCAGUCAAACACUCCAGCGGACAGGAAAUGUCCCUCCCUGCCGAACAAAGACAGUGAAGAUCUGAUGCUCGACUUCCGAGACCAUGCACUCGCCAGUAUCCGUGACAUCGAGGAUCUCGCAAAGCUUGGCUCAAGAUUACAGAUUUGUCCCUACUACGCAUCACGACCAGCAAUCAGUCCAGCAGAGAUUGUCACCUUGCCGUACCCCUUGCUGCUGCAGAAAGCCGCGCGGGAAGCGCUCGGUAUCUCGCUGAAAGGCCAUGUGGUUGUAAUUGACGAAGCACACAACUUGAUGAAUGCGGUCGAAGGAAUAUAUUCUGCUCAAAUCUCAGAUCUUCAGCUCAAGCGGGCAAAGGAUGGCUUGAUCGUGUAUCUGCAGAAGUUUCGAAACCGCUUGAAAGGGAGCAACAGGAGCUACUUGACGCAAGUCGUUCGAGUAAUCGACUCGCUGCUUGGAUUCACUGGCAAUGUGGACAGUCAGAAUAGUACCGGAGCUGCAACUACGACAAGUGCGCUGCUGGCUGGCAAAGCCGUGGACCAGAUCAACUUGUCGAAACUCGUGCGAUACAUCAACGAGAGCAAGCUUGCCAGGAAAGUGGAGAGCUACAUUGGAUAUCUUGCGCGAGAGGAGGCGACCAAAAGUCAGAAGCGCUCGAAAGAAUCAAAUGAUAAUGUUGCUGAUGUGCCGACCCUCACCCACGUUCAGAACUUUCUACUCGCUCUCAUGAACCCAUCAAGAGAAGGAAGGUUCCUGUGGUCAAAGGAGAACGGGCAAGUCGUUAUCCAGUAUCUACUGCUCGAUCCGUCCGAGCACUUCCGGGAGAUUGUCGAGGAUGCUCGGGCUGUCAUCCUCGCGGGUGGUACCAUGUCACCGAUGGAUGACUACAGACAGCAGCUAUUUCCUUACCUGGACUCGCUGCGUACAUUCUCAUGCGGCCAUCUCAUCCCUUGCAGCAGCUUAUUUGUGCGAGCAGUGACAUCUGACGAAGUAGGUCCCUUGGAGUACAGCUUCAAGGCACGUAACGACGCCAGCGCUCAACGACUCGGAAGAGCGAUCGAACAGGUUGCCAGCAAAGUCAAAGGAGGGCUUGUCGUCUUCUUUCCCAGCUAUGGGUACCUUGAAAGCGUCACGAAUCUCUGGCGAAAAGACUCGAUUCUGGAUCGGCUAAGCAGCAUCAAACCAGUCUUCUCUGAUAGCCGUACUGUCUCCGCCGAGGACACGUUCAGAGACUACAGCGAAGCGAUUCGAACCGGAGGUAGAGGCGCUGUAAUGCUUUCUGUCAUUGGCGGCAAACUCUCAGAGGGCAUCAACUUCUCAGACGAUCUCGGUCGAUGCGUGGUCGUCGUUGGUCUGCCUUAUCCUAAUUUGAAAACUCCAGACUGGAAGGCCAAGAUGCAGUAUCUCGAGGAACGCGCUAAAGAAAGGGGCGAACCAACUGGAAAGGCGAGCAGAGAGCACGCAGAGAAUGUGUGCAUGAGAAGUGUCAACCAGGCCAUUGGUCGGGCUAUUCGUCACAAGGACGAUUGGGCGAGUAUACUACUGUUCGAUGCGAGGUAUGCGGAGUCUCGAAUACAGGCGAAGUUGCCGGGUUGGAUAAGGGAGAGCACCGAUUCGAAAGCAUGUGGUUCAGUCUCGGACGUUGUAAAAGGGCUUGAAUCCUUCUUUGAAGAGAAAAGGACGUGA
Messenger RNA from Zasmidium cellare ATCC 36951, 2493 nucleotides. RefSeq lists its product as uncharacterized. Gene Ontology annotation, molecular function: DNA binding; hydrolase activity, acting on acid anhydrides, in phosphorus-containing anhydrides; DNA helicase activity. NCBI's taxonomy places the organism in Eukaryota, Fungi, Ascomycota, Dothideomycetes, Mycosphaerellales, Mycosphaerellaceae. The transcript has a single exon. Gene Ontology annotation, biological process: nucleobase-containing compound metabolic process; establishment of sister chromatid cohesion. The coding region runs from base 1 to 2493 and encodes 830 amino acids. Gene Ontology annotation, cellular component: nucleus. The record is from RefSeq and is a predicted model, not a curated record.